Messenger RNA from Aspergillus heteromorphus CBS 117.55, 1174 nucleotides. RefSeq names its product putative penicillolysin/deuterolysin metalloprotease (gene mep20). The record is from RefSeq and is a predicted model, not a curated record. The transcript is spliced from 2 exons. NCBI's taxonomy places the organism in Eukaryota, Fungi, Ascomycota, Eurotiomycetes, Eurotiales, Aspergillaceae. Gene Ontology annotation, molecular function: metalloendopeptidase activity. The coding region runs from base 1 to 1050 and encodes 349 amino acids. Gene Ontology annotation, biological process: proteolysis.
AUGUUGCUUCCUGUUCUCUUCUGCAUUCUCGCGGCCAUGAUGCACUGCAUCAUGGCAAUCCCCUCCAACAUGCCUGUUCUGACCGUCACUCUGAGCCAGGUGACCAACACGCGUAUCAAAGCAGAAGUGAAAAAUACCGGCGCUGAGGACCUCACUAUCGUGCACCUGAACUUCUUUGGAGAUACUGCGCCAAUCAAGAAGGUUUCUGUCUUCCACAAUGAAACUGAGCUCAGCUUCAGUGGCAUCAAAGCGCGUCUGUCCUUUGACAAUCUGACCCCAGACGCGGUGACCACUAUCCCAGCCGGCCAGAUCCUCUCCGACGAGUUCGAUCUUGCAUCCACCAUCGACAUCGCUCAUAGUGGAGACGUCACGGUCUACACCUCUGGAUUUGUGCCCGUCACUACCGACCUUCAGGUCACUUCAUACCUGCCGUACUACUCCAAUGUGCUGAAGAUGACCGUCGACGCAAUCAAAGCUUCGACAAUUCCAAAAGCGCUGAGCCUUCUCCGCGAGCGCACCGUCGUCACAAGCUGCACCGCGGAGAAAAAGGCUAGCAUGCACACCACACUGCUCGCAGCCGUCCACCUCAGCCUCGCCGCAGCCAACGAGUCCUAUGCCGGCCCUGCCGCUCGCAUGGAAGAGUACUUCAAGAGUUCCGAAAAGUCGGUCCGGGACGCAGUGACAAACAGAUACCUGCUCAUCGCGUCGGAGGCGUCCAUCGAAGCGGACGGGAAGACAACGAUAUAUUGCGAGGAUCCGUAUGGGGUCUGUACCGAUCACAUCCUCGCGUACACUUGGGUCGACACGAACACUGUGGUCAGUUGCCCGAUAUUCUGGAGAUAUCUAAUUCCCGUGAACUCCUGGUGCCAUUGGCAAGAUCAGGCUACUACACUUAUCCACGAAUAUGCCCAUUGCCCGGCAGUUUGCAGCCCCGGGACGGACGAUAAGGCGUAUGGCUAUAACGCAUGUCGGCGGCUGUCAACAGAAGAAGCACUUCUGAACGCGGACACCUAUGCCUUGUUUGCAAAUGCUGUUUAUGCGAAGUGCUGAUAAUCGCCGAUCGAUCUAAGAGAGCAGAGGAGGAUCCGAUCGUGUAUGUACUGUACUCAUAGGAGGAGUGAGAGGCUUCGUCUGAUAAGAAUAAUGGAAAAGAAUGGUACAACAGAGAAGAAUA